CAGACACCUGUCGGCAAGUUGCCGACGGCAACCAGGCAAACACGAACUAAAAUGGGCGAAUCUCGGCCAUUCGUGUCACCACAAUAGCAGUUUCAUACACUUUCACAGCCAACACAUUGUGAUGUAUUACGGGGUCAAUCAACACACCUGGAGGCGCUGACUGGUACUGUACCUAUGCUGGGUUCGUGUUGUAGCGAGAAGUCAAAUCAGAGCAGCAAAAAUCAACACUCGACAACACACAAUGAGCUAAAAAACAGCCAAGGCUCGCUUCCGACCGAACUACCUACUAUCGUUAGCAAGCGUAGGUACAGUACGGAUACCUUGCCGAGUUUACUACACUACUACUGCAGCAAUUCUCCCGGUUGCGAGCCGCUGCAUACUCACAUUUGUUGGGAGAAAUCGGUAGGUCAGCUGAGAGGGCGUGGGUUACGAGUUGCUUACCCUUCCCCCCCUGGGCCACUGAUGCAUCGCUGGCACUUUGACAGGCACCCCGUGUGUGCCCAUGACGUUGGCCAUUUCCCCUUUUCCGUCUUCCGCCGUGCUCCAGGCUAUCCAAAAUAACGGCUCAUCCCAGAACUAGUUCCCGAGCCUGUUGUCACCCCCAACUUGAGCUCCUUCCAUUCUGUCCUUCUAUAUUAUUGGGAGACUCAGAGGGAAAUAAAUGAAAAACUGAAACAAAGAGAGCA
Canariomyces notabilis is the source of this 686-nucleotide messenger RNA. RefSeq lists its product as uncharacterized. Lineage: Eukaryota; Fungi; Ascomycota; Sordariomycetes; Sordariales; Chaetomiaceae. The record is from RefSeq and is a predicted model, not a curated record. Bases 175 to 561 code for a protein of 128 amino acids. The transcript is spliced from 2 exons.